This is a messenger RNA of Penaeus monodon (black tiger shrimp), 937 nucleotides long. RefSeq names its product actin-like. The transcript has a single exon. Bases 1 to 891 code for a protein of 296 amino acids. The record is from RefSeq and is a predicted model, not a curated record. NCBI's taxonomy places the organism in Eukaryota, Metazoa, Arthropoda, Malacostraca, Decapoda, Penaeidae.
AUGACAUGGAGAAGAUCUGGUACCACACCUUCUACAAUGAGCUCCCGUGUUGCCCCUGAGGAGUGUCCCCACCUCCUCACUGAGGCUCCCCUCAACCCCAAGGCCAACCGUGAGAAGAUGACUCAGAUCAUGUUCGAGUCCUUCAGCGUCCCUGCCACUUACAUCACCAUCCAGGCCGUGCUCUCCCUCUACGCUUCCGGUCGUACUACCGGUGAGGUUUGCGACUCUGGUGACGGUGUGACUCACUUUGUCCCCGUCUAUGAAGGUUUCGCUCUUCCCCAUGCUAUUCUCCGUCUCGACUUGGCUGGUCGUGACCUUACCCACUACCUCAUGAAGAUCAUGACUGAGCGUGGCUAUUCCUUCACCACCACAGCUGAACGUGAAAUCGUUCGUGACAUCAAGGAGAAGCUUUGCUACAUUGCCCUUGACUUCGAGAGUGAGAUGAACGUUGCUGCUGCUUCCUCUUCCUUGGACAAGUCCUACGAGCUUCCUGACGGUCAGGUCAUCACCAUUGGUAACGAGCGUUUCCGUUGCCCUGAGGCUCUGUUCCAGCCUUCCUUCCUUGGUAUGGAAUCUGCUGGUGUUCAGGAAACUGUUUACAGCUCCAUCAUGAGGUGCGACAUUGACAUCAGGAAGGACCUGUUCGCCAACAUCGUCAUGUCUGGUGGUACCACCAUGUACCCUGGUAUUGCUGACCGCAUGCAGAAGGAAAUCACUGCCCUUGCUCCUUCCACUAUCAAGAUCAAGAUCAUUGCUCCUCCCGAGCGUAAAUACUCCGUCUGGAUCGGUGGUUCCAUCCUGUCUUCUCUGUCCACCUUCCAGUCCAUGUGGAUCACCAAGGAUGAGUACGAUGAGUCUGGCCCCGGCAUCGUUCACCGCAAGUGCUUCUAAAUGAUUAUAUUUUCUUGACAAAAUAAACAAACAAGUAAAACACAAA